CGCCGCAGCGAGGAAUGCCACGUGUGCGCCAGCCGCAGCUGCCGCCACACACAAAGAGCGCUGCAGCCGCCGUCACAGUCGGUGUCCCCUCCCGACCUGCCUCGCGCGACCGCGGCGUGUCGCACAGUGUGCAUCCUGUACGUGCGGAGGCAGUGAAAUAUCCUCUGGGAGUGAUCGUUCAAAUCUACACUGCUUCUGAAACGAACUAGAAAAUGUAUACACUUCUGACAAGGGAGCAGCGUGAGGUGGAAGAAAAUAACAAUGAUAGCAAAGACAAGGACACCAACGACGAGGACGUUGAUGGGUACGACAGCAACAAUAGCAACGAGUACCGACACGAAGGGGGCAACAAUGAAGAUGAGGACAAUCAGGACCCACUGCUGGAUGUCAGAAUGGGAAGGGAGCACAAGAAGAGACAACCAUGGCACAUGUUCCUGCUUCUGGCUCUUGUGAAAAUUCCCUCUGCCUGGCAAAUGGCCAGCGUUCUCGUGAUUGGUCCAGAUAAACGUCCUGGAACUUACUGGUGUAGUUCAGGACAACUUUCACCUGAGGAUAUACUGAAAGACCCAUGCAGCACCUAUUUAAUAUCUGACAUGUUGCCAAUCAGCACAGUAAAUUUUACAGAAAAUGUAGAAGAUUCACCCUGUGGAUAUACUGAGUUUCCUGUGGAUCAUUACCACACAUUCAGUCAGGAUCCAAUGAAUAGUUCACUUGGUGGUGUGCAUAACUUGACUAAUACGAGGCAGACUACUCCUUCAUACUUUUCUAAGAAUGAAGACAUAGUAUUCUAUGACAAACCAGGUAUACCCAGUGAUAACUACAAUAUUACUGAUCAGGGAACAAGAAGACAACCAUGCAAAUCCAAUAUAGACUCAAAUGCAACAUUAAUGUCAUCUCUUGAAGCCCGUGAUGGCAAACUGACAGCAGCCUGUGAGCAUUUUGAAUUUUCUGAUGGCUUCUACAGCAUAAUUGAUCAGUGGCAGCUUGUAUGUAAAAGGAAGAUGUUGGUACCAACUUCUCAGUUAUUUUACCUGCUGGGAGUUUUGUUUGGCGGAAUCCUUUUUAAAUAUUUAAGCCAAGUAUGGUCACCUCGUCUGAUUCUCAUUGGAGGAAUGAUAGUACAAAUUAUUUCUGGUGUUGGUGUUGCAGUUUCUCCAUAUUUCACUCUACAUUGUGCACUCCGCUUUGUCACUGCUCUUGCUUGCACACAAAUGUUCACUGCUGGCUACAACAUCUGCACAUCAUUAAUGGAAGGGAAAGCAAGAACAGUGGCUGGAUGUUGUUAUGAACAUCUUUGGUCUGUUGGUGUCAUAACACUAGCAUGUAUUGCAAGCCUUUGUAGAGACUGGCGUCAUUUGCAGCUUGCUAUCUCAUUACCAACUGUUCUCAUUCUCGUACUCUUCAGAUACAUCCCAGAAAGUCCUGAAUGGAAGCCUAAGAAGAAACUAAGGAAGAAGAAACAAAUACCAUUUGAAGAUGGAGGCCUGAAAACAGAUAAAACUGCUAAUGAAAUACAUGCAAAUUUAGGAGGAAGAGUGGAGAAAAUUAAGGCUCCACACCAGUCUCUGCAUAAGGAAUCAACACAGAAGGUUAAGUACAUUGGUCUUCAUGCUGCAUGGGCCUUCACUGUUGUAACAUACUAUGGAGGUUUAUUGAACACAAAAAAUUUAGGUCCUGAGUUGUUUCUUAAUAUAGCCACAGCUGGUGUAGCUGAAGUUGCAGGAGCGCUCACAGCACUUAUAAUUCUAUUAAGGAAGUCUAGGAUAUGGCUGUCACUGGGAAUCAUUAAUAUAGCCGGUGGACUGUGUUGCUUUUUGACAUGGGCCUUACCAGAAGAUUUACAACAGUGGUACCCAUACCUGUUGUUUCUGGCUAUGAUGGGAAGAAUUGCUAUAGCCUGUUCUCUCACAAUCUUAACAGUGGCCUCAGGAAAUCAGUUCACACCUGCACGCAAGGCACAAGGUGUUUUCACUUGUGUGACAGUUUCACGAAUCUUUCUCCAGCAAGCACCAUUUGUUGGAACUCUGGCAGUAUAUGGAGAAAGGGUUUCACUGAGUGUGUUUGGGCUCUAUACUUUCUUAGCAGGAAUUUCUGCUUUGACACAGACUAUGACGACUGAAGAAAUCGAGAAAGUUGGAAGAGGGAAAAACAGUUACGAGUUGGGUAGUUCCACACAUCAGAUGAAGGAUGAUGGAUAUCAUGAUGUGUAAUACCUCACUUCCGCAACUAGUGGCAUUGUGUUACACAGUUAAUUUUCUAAAGAGUGAACUAAAAAUGAUGAUCAGCAAAUGCAAGAAAAGUGCACUGAAUGGACAGGAUACUGAUGCAGCCAACUGACUGAGGGAUUGAUGAAGUUGCUGACUGAAAGUGGUGCAAAUGAUUUUUGCAAGUCAGAUUAUCUAGUCGCCUUAACAGUAUUUGCAGACACUGACAACUGGAAGAAAUGGAACAAAUCUUAGACCAUAGGAUAAUUUCACAUAAUAAAUCUAUUUAUUUACUGAA
Molecule: messenger RNA, 2502 nt
Organism: Schistocerca nitens (vagrant locust)
Lineage: Eukaryota; Metazoa; Arthropoda; Insecta; Orthoptera; Acrididae
Product: organic cation transporter protein-like
Exons: 14
Coding region: 213-2210 (665 amino acids)
Biological process (GO): transmembrane transport
Molecular function (GO): transmembrane transporter activity
Source: RefSeq, a predicted model, not a curated record